Messenger RNA from Zophobas morio, 1461 nucleotides. RefSeq names its product nucleolar MIF4G domain-containing protein 1-like. Bases 10 to 1461 code for a protein of 483 amino acids. The record is from RefSeq and is a predicted model, not a curated record. Gene Ontology annotation, cellular component: nucleolus. Gene Ontology annotation, biological process: ribosomal small subunit biogenesis. NCBI's taxonomy places the organism in Eukaryota, Metazoa, Arthropoda, Insecta, Coleoptera, Tenebrionidae. Gene Ontology annotation, molecular function: RNA binding; protein binding. The transcript has 14 exons.
UGCAAUGCAAUGUCUGCCGUGAUUUCAAAAUUAUUAGAGGAAUCCUCACAAAGUUUUGAUUCCGGUAGCUCAGAGGGAUUAGCGAAGUCGGGAGUUCGUAAAAACCUUUCAGCGAAACGAAAACUGUUACGGAAACUCCAAAAGAUAAAUAAAAAAAAAGCUAUACAAUUUUUUUAUAAGAGUAAACAAAAUGUAAAGUUGUCUAAAAGAAAUAAACUUAAAGAAAAAGAAAAAUUGCAGGCCAUCACUUGUUUUAAGGACACCAGUUUGCCGAUUAACAGCUUUACAAAUUUUAAAAGAAUUAAAGAUGCAAAAAAUAUAAAGCAAAAACGCGUAAAGAUUAAUAGGAAACCGUUUUUGAUUAAUGGAGACCGUAAAGCGCCGAUAACUACAAGAAAAAACAAAUUUAUAGAAGAUUUAUCAGAUGAUGAUCGAAUUAUUAAAACUUUGGAAAAGAAACUUGGUCUUAAGAAAGGAAAAAAGUUACCGCAAACUUUUAAAAAUGAUGGCUUAGAUUAUCUUUUAUUCGGUGACGACCUUGAAACUUGCGGAGACUCGACUCCUAUAAAUUAUUAUGAUCGGAAUUUUGAAAAUGAAAAAAGUUGUACCGCGUCAGACUCCGGCAUCUCAACGUCAUUUACUGGAGCUGGACGUUUUACUGAGAAUCAGACAAAUUUGAAAAGCGAUAUUAUAACUACUGAAUAUCCUUCCAAGUCGGUAAAAGCGGAAGAAGUGAUUCCUGGAAAUAGUGAAAUUGCUGCAUCAUCUACUAUAAAUUGCCAGCCUUAUGUUCUCCCUCACUUACGCAAACUUGAUACUUCUGAUGCUUUGAAGCGCUUAAUAAAAGGGCACAUGAAUAAACUUAACGAAAGCAACUUUACUGCAAUUGCUAAUAACGUGCAACUUUUAUAUGUUAAGCACCCUCGAAACGAGUUUAUCACCUCUUUUUGUGACAUACUUAUGAAGAUGGUUUGCGUGAGUGGCGCUCUUCCUUUGAAACUUUUAUCAGCCUACGCGUCUCUUCCAGUCACGUUGUAUGUGCUUAUUGGGGCUGAAUUUGGCGGGCGGUUUCUGCAGCGCAUCGUAGCUGAACUGGAAAAGUUGAUCGAAUUAAAAAGUGAGACUAAAGAAGCAGCAAAUUUAAUGCAUUACAUUUUAGCGCUUUUUCUGUUAAAGUUUUUUACUACUUCGCUACUAUGCGACUAUUUGAAACACUUUUUAGAAUCCUUUACUGAAUUUGCUGUUGAACUGAUGACUAUUAUUCUUCGCGGCGCUGGUGAUUCUCUUCGCUCUGAUGAUCCUCUUUUUUAUAAGGACUUUAUUAUUGCCUUUCAGAAGCGAUUAAACGAGACCGUUUCUAUGACAUCGCGCAUGAAAUUCAUGCUGGAAACCGUCAUGUCUAUAAAAAACAAUAGAUUCUCUGCGAAAGAAAAAGAGGAAUAUUUUAUUUUGUUAGUAUAA